Rana temporaria (common frog) is the source of this 2930-nucleotide messenger RNA. RefSeq names its product neuropeptide FF receptor 1 (gene NPFFR1). Bases 656 to 1957 code for a protein of 433 amino acids. Gene Ontology annotation, cellular component: membrane. NCBI's taxonomy places the organism in Eukaryota, Metazoa, Chordata, Amphibia, Anura, Ranidae. Gene Ontology annotation, biological process: G protein-coupled receptor signaling pathway. Gene Ontology annotation, molecular function: peptide binding; neuropeptide receptor activity. The transcript has 4 exons. The record is from RefSeq and is a predicted model, not a curated record.
GCAGACCCCAUCCUCUAUAGGGGAGGUAGCAAUGUGCUCUGCAUUGACGUUGGUGAGUCAGAGUCUAAUGAAGGGAGGAAAUUCGGAGCUGUGGAUAAGAUGGGGAGGAGAAACCUCAGCCACAAACCACUCGCUACUGUCAGUAUCUCUGUCUAUAAACAGGCAGGUACAGCAUCCUAAGGCUGCAUAUAAGCUUCCUUCACAGUUGCUCUCAUCUCUACCUACUGAGUGCACAGCUUGCCUUGUGGAUUUAAUCCAGAUAUUUCUUAGCUGGAAAAAUAACUGCUAUUUUCAUUAAAUGAGUGAUGGGUAAAAAAAAAGGAAUAUUGUGACUGCCAUGAUUUGUUUAAUAUCCUAUUUACAUGCCAGAAACUUUAAAAUACUUGGAAAUCUAUAUUGUAUUUAGUCCAACUGCUUGCAUUGCUAACUAUCCAUGAAUUUAGUUCCUGGAGCACGGUUACUGCAGAGUGCAGACAAGGGAAUAUUUGGAUAUGUUGUUUUGCAGUGGAACUGCUGAAGGAUCUUUGGGGCAAUCUGGAUGUUAUAAGGGGACCUGCAGUAACUGCAGAUGAUCUAGAAACAAGGACCUGGACAGGGAAGCUUUCUUCAAAUUCACACCAGCCUGAAGACACCACCUCUUGGGUUUAGAGGCACAAUGGAAGGACCUGUUGUGCCACCUUUCAACAUCAGUUCCCUUGGCUUUGGGAAUAAGACCCAUGUCUCCAGAGAUAAUCUAACAUUCUCCUUCUACUACCAGCACUCAUCCUCUGUAGCCGCCAUGUUUAUCUUGGCCUAUACUUUCAUCUUUCUUAUGUGUAUGAUUGGCAACAUGUUGGUAUGCUUCAUUGUACUAAAGAAUCGCCAGAUGCGUACAGUUACAAACAUGUUCAUUCUGAACCUUGCAGUCAGCGACUUGCUAGUGGGAAUUUUCUGUAUGCCAACAACUUUGGUGGACAACCUUAUUACUGGGUGGCCUUUCGACAACAUCAUGUGCAAAAUGAGCGGCCUUGUGCAAGGAAUGUCUGUUUCGGCCUCUGUCUUCACUCUAGUGGCAAUUGCAGUGGAAAGGUUCCGAUGCAUUGUCUAUCCAUUCAGGCAGAAGCUAACUCUACGAAAAGCCAUAUUCACCAUCAUUGUUAUUUGGGUUCUAGCUCUGAUUAUUAUGUGCCCAUCAGCUGUCACUCUUACAGUGACCAGGGAUGACUACCAUUUUAUGGUAGAUGACUACAACAACUUCUACCCUCUUUACUCAUGUUGGGAAGCUUGGCCAGACACAGAAAUGCGUAAAAUAUACACAACUGUUCUCUUCUCCCACAUCUACUUGGCUCCUCUAACCUUGAUUGUUAUCAUGUAUGCUCGCAUUGCAUUCAAACUCUUUAAGUCUUCGGCCCCUAUUCGAGGAUCAGUCUCUGAAGAACAUGAAGGUCGAAGAGUUUCAAAAAGGAAAGUAAGGGUAAUAAACAUGCUAAUUAUGGUUGCAUUAUUCUUCACUUUGUCCUGGCUCCCUCUCUGGACCCUAAUGCUGCUUACAGAUUAUGGAAAUCUCAGUGAUUAUCAGUUAAACAUAAUUGCUGUGUAUAUAUUCCCCUUUGCCCACUGGUUAGCCUUUUUCAACAGUAGUGUCAAUCCUAUCAUCUAUGGUUAUUUUAAUGAGAACUUCCGACGAGGUUUCCAGGAAGCCUUCAAAGUACAGUACUGCUCAAUUAAACGAGAGCAUAAGGAAACAUAUUCAGAGAGAAAGAACAGUGGGUUUGUAUUUGGAGUACGCAACCGAAUCUUUGUGGAAGUGCAGCCCAGUGAUUCAGCUCAAGGUUCAGACUCGGGAAACAGUACCACUGCCAAACCUGCUAUGUUCUCAUUAAGAAGUGGAAGAAUUGCUCAUCAUGGGUUGGUGGUUGAAGAAUUAGACAAUAAAAGCUCCAGUAAUACUGUCAGCAUACCAGCAUGGGAUAUAUAAAAAUGGAUAUUCUUAAUGCAGCACAAAAAGGACAUCAUAACUACUUAGAUGGUGUGUAUCUCUGAAUAUUGGCACAGGGCUCCUAAAAAUAAAGAAAUUAUUUUACUGUAUUUAUUUCAUAUGACAUUAUAAAAGUUUAUCAACUGGAAACAAAAAAUUUGCAUCCGUCUACAGAUAAACUUUAGGUGAUAAAUAAAAUCAGCUAUCAACAUUUGAUGAGAUUUUCAUACACCAUUAUCAUAGUGGUUACCGUAAGUUGUUAAACACAUCUCAGUAGGUUUUUUGAUGAAAUACAGUGAGCUAAAAUCUGUGUGUGGGAAAAACCCCAACAUAUUUUUUUAUACAUUAUGUUGAAAGAAUCUCAUUUUGGCAUGAAAAAAAAUAGAUGACCAUGCUUAUUUUCUUUGGUGUGCUAUGCAGAGAGCUCUGUAAGGUCAGUGGGACUAUUCUGUUAUUAAACAUGUUGAAACCAUCUCUGGAUAUUCUUUUUAACUUCAAAGAUUGCCUAUUAUGUGUCGCUACAAGCUGCUUAGCAUGACUCUUCAAAAAUGUGUAAGAGGCUAUCUUUCUUUUAGGAAAUCUUACUUUUUACCUUUUCUGUCAAAUUCUUAAAUCAGAUACACAAUGAAAUUUUAACAAGGGUAAAAAUAUUUUGUGGUCUAAACAACAGCAAAAAAAAACGUAUUCAAAAAAAAUGUCUACAUGUUGUAUGGUAUUGUACAUGACGCAUGACUUAUGACGUAUGAGUUUUUCGAUAUUGUAUUCAUUUUGUAAAUGAAUUUUAAGUAUAUGAUAUCACCAUGAGGCUAAUUUAUGAAAGCUAUUGAAAUGGAAAGUAGUGCUGCAACCAAUUACAAACAGUUGUCACGUUUUCUAAUGUUGGUUAGCAAAUUUCCAGCGAGUAUGUCAACAGCUUCCAUGGGUGCCCAUGAAAAUAGUAUGGAAGCUAUAUAGGUACACUGUAAAAUGUAUA